UAUCGUGAUGCGUCCUGGGUAAAUUUAAUGGCGGUCAAAGUGGGUCAUGAUUCGGAGAGUUUUUAGUUCUUUCUCAGUUUUAAGACCAGAAGGCUCGGUAUUAUUCAGUAAUAAUCAUUUCGAUAAAGGAGAAAGGCUCUUUCAUACCACAAGAUAUCUUAAAAAAUCAGAGGAUACUGGAGGAUAUUAUAAAUUUACAGGACCAGUUCCUCAAGAUCGUCUAGAUAUUAAAUUUGCUCGUAGCUCAGGCCCUGGGGGACAAAAUGUUAACAAAGUCMACACAAAGGUUGAAAUUCGUUUCCAUGUUGAAACUGCAGAAUGGAUCCCAGCAGAUGUAAGAACAAAGCUUCUACAAAGGGAGAGAAACAGAAUCAAUAAAAAUGGAGAGUUAGUCCUAACUUCAACAAAGUUUCGUUCUCAACAAAAGAAUAUUGAAGAUGGAGUGUCAAAAAUCUAUACUUUGAUCAAAGAGGCUUCUUUCGUACCCAAGGCAACCUCAACUGAACAAAAGCAACAUGUUCAGAGAUUAGCAAGAAGAUUCAAUGAGAGACGGUUGGCAGAAAAGAAGUUCUCUUCAAUGAAAAAGCRAGACAGAAGGGGAGAUGAUUAAGAAAAACAGAAUCAUUAGACUACCAAAUUGUGGUCCACAUAUUCCAUCAAUAAAGCACAGAAACGAUCUUCCAUAGAUAAAUAAUAAUAUUGUAAAUAAACAUGCUUUUGCACAAAAUUCCAGUUUUAAAAGAAGCUGGAACAAGAAUACAUGCAUCUAUAUUAAAUUAAAAGGUUCUUACAAAAAAGUUGUAUAA
Molecule: messenger RNA, 806 nt
Organism: Actinia tenebrosa (Australian red waratah sea anemone)
Lineage: Eukaryota; Metazoa; Cnidaria; Anthozoa; Actiniaria; Actiniidae
Product: large ribosomal subunit protein mL62
Biological process (GO): mitochondrial translational termination
Cellular component (GO): mitochondrial large ribosomal subunit
Molecular function (GO): peptidyl-tRNA hydrolase activity; translation release factor activity, codon nonspecific
Source: RefSeq, a predicted model, not a curated record